UGCUUGCCACAAACUGGCGCCCGCACAGGACGAAGCCAACCGGCGGCACGUCGCACAAAAAGUUGGCGGAUCCGUUGAUAAUAUUGCGAUUCCAGAGCUGGAGGUGGAUAAGCGAAAAUACCGCCGUCGGCAUCGAAAACUAGCGGAGCAGCAAGAACACCUACAACAACAACUACGACUGGCACAACAAAUACAAAUACAACACCAACAACAGCUGCAGCCCGAUCAACCGCAGCCCCAGCAACCACUGCAGCCACAGCCAUCAGUGCCACCACAGCAGGUGGUUACAGAUAAGCAGCGGGAGGCGUAUCACUAUCAAGCUCAACACAUGCGGAUACGGAAGAACGAAUCACUGCCCAGGCCUGCGUACAAGGAAAGAGAGCGGCAUAAGGACCGGAACAGGGAAAAGGAUAAGGAGAAGGAUAAGCAGAGAGAUAAGCAAAGAGAUAAGGAGAGGGACAGGCAAAUGGCCGAGCGGCUAGCGAAUGCUCAGGAGCGACGCAUACAUGAGCUUGAUAAGAAUGUGGAGCGAUUUUUUGAAGUGCGCAAGCGUCUGGGCAAGGGCGCCUACGGCAUUGUGUGGAAGGCCACGGACAAGCGACAAAAGGACACCGUGGCACUCAAGAAGAUCUACGACGCGUUCCGGGAUGAAACCGAUGCGCAGCGCACCUAUCGCGAGGUCGUCUUCCUGCGCGCCUUUCGGCAUCAUCCGAACAUCAUUCGGAUGCUGGACAUCUUCAAAGCUGCGAACAAUCUGGACUUCUAUUUGGUCUUCGAGUUCAUGGACAGCGAUCUGCACAAUGUCAUCAAAAAGGGCGAUGUCCUCAAGGACAUACACAAGCGCUUCGUCAUGUAUCAGCUGAUCAAUGCGAUCAAGUAUAUGCACUCCGGCAACGUCAUCCACAGGGAUCUCAAGCCAAGCAACAUUCUGAUCGAUAGCAAGUGCAGGUAG
Messenger RNA from Drosophila navojoa, 952 nucleotides. RefSeq names its product Extracellularly regulated kinase 7 (gene Erk7). Lineage: Eukaryota; Metazoa; Arthropoda; Insecta; Diptera; Drosophilidae. Gene Ontology annotation, molecular function: MAP kinase activity; ATP binding. Gene Ontology annotation, biological process: protein phosphorylation. The record is from RefSeq and is a predicted model, not a curated record.